Messenger RNA from Microthlaspi erraticum, 363 nucleotides. The record is from the annotation of a GenBank genome assembly. NCBI's taxonomy places the organism in Eukaryota, Viridiplantae, Streptophyta, Magnoliopsida, Brassicales, Brassicaceae.
AUGAUCUCGCUAGGUUUCAUCGUUCGUCUAGCCAACCAGGAGAACAGACGAAACAGAAGGUCCGAAACAAACAUUAAAGAUCGUCUUGUCUCAGGGGAACUAUCAGACGGUGGCAGAGUGCGAGCCAGGGAUCAAUACGAUGUCCCGAGAGGGCAUCUUGCGGUCUACGUGGGCCGUGAAGAGAUGCUGCAGAGGUUCGUGAUACCAACCAAGUAUCUUGAAUAUCCGGAGUUUAGGAGUUUGAUGGAUGAAGUAGCUGACGAGUUUGGGUAUGAACAUGAAGGAGGGAUUCAUAUUCCUUGUGAGGGAAGUGUUUUUGAAGAGAUUUUGAUUAGAUACAUGUCAUCUGACAAGAAGAAAUAA